UUGUAGCUUACAACGCGUCGCGGUAGUGUCAGGUGGUCUGACGGGUAGGACGAUCAAUACCAUGCUCAUUCUAUAAGUGAAUCACUUGGGAUCUGUACUCCACUAAGGAUUGACCUGCACAUAUUUAACGAGUCACCAAGGUACACAAAGAUGAACGGCAUCAUCCUCAACUCUGACAAUGGGAAUGGCUUCACCAACGGAUCUCCAACCAUCAGCCGAGGUCAUGUUCUCAUUACAGGGGGCGCUGGCUACGUUGGCACUAGUAUUUUACCAAUUCUGCUGGACGGGGGGUACGAGGUGACGGUGUUCGACUGUUUUAAAUGGGGCAUUUCAUCAUUACUACCUUUUGCCGACCACCCACGUCUCACCAUCGUGAAGGGUGACAUCAUGAACAAAGAUCAACUCAGUGAGGUUAUCAAAGAGAAAACAGCGGUCAUCCAUCUAGCGGCUAUCGUAGGUUACCCUGCAUGUGACAAGGAUCCUGAAAUUGCGGAUCAAGUGAACAUCAGUGGUACACAGAACGUCGUGGAUCUCAUGUCGCCUGACCAGGCUCUUGUCUAUGCAAGCACCGGCUCCUGCUACGGCGCCGUUGAGGGUCUAUGUACCGAGGACACCAAAAUCUGCCCCCUGUCUAAAUAUGGCAGUUCUAAGGCCGGUGGAGAGAAAGUGACUCUCACUGCUGGUGGUGUGGCUCUAAGACUGGCCACCGUCUUCGGAAUAUCACCUCGACUCCGCUUGGACCUCCUCAUCAAUGAUCUUACUUACAAGGCGCUUACCAUCAAGCAUUUUGAUCUCUAUGAAUCCCACUUCAGAAGGACAUUUCUUCACGUCAAAGAUGCUGCGCGGGCAUUUGUGUUUGCAUUGGAAAAUUACAAGGUAAUGAAAGGACAGGCAUAUAACGUCGGCGAUGAGCGCAUGAACCUGACAAAGCUGCAAGUGGCCCAGAUCAUCCAGGAGCAGGUACCAGCAUGUAACAUCACUGAGUCCAACUGCGGCGAAGACAAGGACAAGAGAGACUACGAAGUGUCAUACGAGCGUAUAAGGAAACUUGGGUACAGAUCAACAAUCACUGUUCAACAAGGCGUAAAGGAUCUUCUGAAAGUUCUUCCCUGUGUACAAGUCACCGAGGUUGCCCGGUUUAAAAAUGUCUAAGCCUCAUGUAUCAAACAUAGACAUUACUUAUGAUACUCGGCCAAGGUGUUAAUAACUAUAUUAUAUUUAUGCAAUUCCUGACAAGACAUGGGAAUCUGGCAAGUACCGUGCGACGCCGUUUGUCCUAAAACCGUGGUUUCCCGGGCAAUCUCGUUGGGAAUGUCCACUUAUUUAUAUUGGCCAAAUCUCACUUCUACAUCAAAACAAAGAUUACAUUUGGAAGCCCUGAGGUCUAAAACCUGUAAACAAGCCUUAAUACAUGAUCCUAUGACUCUUGGUUUUGAAGUUAGGACAAAAUCAAAUAGGGACUGGCGGCCAUCUUGGAUUUUGCCAACAUGGCCACCCCAGUGAGCGUCGGCUUUGGCGCCCUCCAAAAAUGGAUUUAGUAUGUUCUGGUCUACAUCUAUGCCAAAUUUGGUGCUUGUAGACACAUCUGCGCAAUAUUCCCCUAAGGUCCUGGACUAUAUAAGGUGCUGACGAGGAUGAGUGAUUGGGCUGGUUUGGACUUGGAAACGGGAUCAUUUUGCUGAGUGUCUUGGGUUUGCCGUAUGGUUGUGCACUUACUCAACAUUUACAUUCUGCGUUGUUCAUUGGAUCUUAUCAUACAUCUGAAUAUAAUACGUAUGUUAACGUUAAUACACUUUGUAACUCAACAUUUCUUGAAAUAUAUUCAUAUGCAUUGUUAUUAUUUAUUUAUUGACACUUAUUUACAUGUUGAAUGAAUCAUUCCAUUGUUGCCUUACUGCUGCUGUGUGUCGGGUUGACUUUGAAGACUUGCUUUUGUGGUGUGUAUGGCAGCCGAUGCUAUAACUGUAUUACAGAACACUUUGGUGCGACAUCUAAAUACCAUACAAUGCAAUAUCAAAAUUGUAUUUCUAAUAAAAAUGUAUUUCAUCACAUAACAUCAAAGAACUCUAUAUGUUUGGUACUUGUUCCCAAAAGUAGUAGAAGUAAAUCAAAUUCAGAAUUCGUAUUCUUGAGAUAAUCACAUUUCUUGGUUUCCAUCAUUUAUAUCUGCAUAGAGAAUGUAACUGAGAAACUGUUUUAUCGUAAUUAUUGAAGUCCAUAUCGAAAGUGUAACGUUCUUUCGAGGACAAUUUUUUUAACUGAAUCAAAUGAUACUAGAUACCAGACGUACUUGAGUAAGCUUGGAUCCUAGCGCUUUAGCUGGAAGAGUGGGUUUUGUUUGUAGCAAUGUGAUAGGUCCAUGUCAGUUGCAGCAGCCUACAGCCCCUUUUCACGUGUAUCAGCCAGGGCUCUUCUCACGUGUAUCACUGUACAAGUCCUUUUAGGGCGAAGCAUAAACAUGCCCUUAACGUGUAGCAUCUACAGUAGCUUGUCAUGCAGUUUCAUGCAUUGUUCAUUUGUCUUUGAGGCUGUGAGACUUUCGACUAUUGACCUUAUGAGGAAUCUGCUAAAUCAAUAGCCUAUAGUUCUAUGCUUGCUUCAGACGGCUACUAUACUAGCAUUCAAAAAGGUAUUUAGUAAUCAAUAAAGGUUCUUUGUUUUGACGGGCUUAUUCCAGAAAAAAAUCAAUACCUUGCAGUUCCCUUCGGCAGCCAACGACUAAUAUAUGAAAAAAUCGAUUAUGUCAUUUAACAUUUAUCCUUCUGGGUGACUUUAAUGUUUUAUUCUCAUGGGUGACUUUACAGCUUUACCCUUCUUGGUGACGGUAAUGUUUUACCCUAGUGGGUGACGUACAUGAUGUAAUCUAGCGGGCUACUUUGAUAGUUUAUCUUCGUGGGUUACUGUUAGGUUUUCUCGUGCGGUCUUUGUCUCAGGCACUAUUCUCACGGGUUGACAUUAAACGUUCCUCAUUCGCGGCUACAACCUAGAUUACUUCAAGGCAUGAGGCUAUUGCAUAGUGAGGAUUCACUACAUUCGUUUUAGAUCUGGGACAGGUGAUGGCUUUGAACAAUGGGGAAAUAGGGCAGAGCUUAUGGGUUUUAUGGCUACCGUAUUAACACACUCUGUGCGCUCAAAGGGAAUAUAUAAAAACGGGUAUUUGAAAACAUUUUUUACUACCCACUGUGUUCACCCAUGUUCACAUGGGUGUAAACAUCUUUCUCUUUUUACAUUCAAACCAAUACUGCUGUAUUGAUCCACAGCUACUGUGUGUUGAACCCUCGUUAAGUCCACUUCCAUUGCUUCGAUAUAUCGACACAUAAUAAUUAUUAUCCUCAAUUUUGUGUAAUGUCUCGAUUUGCUAAUUAUUCGACAUGUGGUAGAAUUAUUUCGAUUUAAUGAGGCUUCACAGUAACAUAUGUGUUAUUCGGAGACAUUUUCCUCGGUCACUCCAAUAUCAGUUGGGUUGAGACAUUCUCCUCCAUUGUCGUGUCAAGCCAAACUUAUACGUGACGAAAAUGUUUCAUGUUUCUGUCUGGACAAUAAUGAUCCGUAUAUAUGUGGUGUUUUUUGUUGUUGUGAAGAAGCGGAGAUAUGUACGCGCCAUGACGUGUAAAAUGAUGCUGGAAGUCUGGUGCAUGUCAUGAACACAUUGUGGUGUUGCCAAAUGAGAGCAUAAUAAAUAUGUUUUCAAAAUCAA
This is a messenger RNA of Haliotis rufescens (red abalone), 3697 nucleotides long. Its product is annotated as dTDP-glucose 4,6-dehydratase-like. Bases 151 to 1152 code for a protein of 333 amino acids. The transcript has 2 exons. NCBI's taxonomy places the organism in Eukaryota, Metazoa, Mollusca, Gastropoda, Lepetellida, Haliotidae. The record is from RefSeq and is a predicted model, not a curated record.